AUGACGCCAGGAGACCUCGUCAAUCUGCAGAUGUCAGACAUUCUUGCAGUAGCUCUAGGAGGGGCUGCAGGAGGUUUGGCAUUAGUUGGUGCCAUCACACUCAUUGUAGUGCUAUGCCUACGGCACCGCAGAAGGAAUUCAGAUUCUUCAGAGAGUAAUUCGUCGGGUCAAGCUCUUCCAGACAUGCAAGGAGCAAGAUGUAUGACACUGGAGGAACUAAGGUCUGCUACAAAUAACUUCAGCAGCUCGAAUCUCGUCGGACAUGGAAUGUUCGGAGAGGUAUACAACGGUUUGCUCCAGGAUGGCACAAUUAUAGCGGUUAAAAGGCGGCAUUCUCCUCCGAGCCAGGAAUUUCUUCAUGAGGUUAAUUACUUAUCGUCUAUCCGUCGUCAUCCCAACCUCGUAAAUCUCUUGGGGCAUUGCCAGGACAAUGGCAUGCAGAUGCUUGUUUAUCAGUAUGUCCCCAAUGGCAGCAUUUCUACGCAUUUGCAUGGAAAUGGCCAUUCUCCAACUGCAAGGCUAGAAUUCAAGCAGAGACUUGCUAUUGCUCAUGGAACCGCUAAGGGCCUGAGUCACCUGCAUUCCAUGACCCCUCCUGCUGUCCACAUGAACUUCAAAACUGCUAAUGUCCUGGUGGAUGCGGAUUUCUUACCAAAAGUUGCUGAUACUGGCAUCCGAGGCCUACUUGAUCGACUAGGCAAUGCUGGCCCGCCUUCGAUGAUAUUCAAUGAUCCGUUCGUUGAUCCUCGGGGGAAGGAGUCCAUGAUUUUUUCCAUACAAAGUGAUGUAUACAGUUUUGGUGUGUUCCUUGUGGAGUUGAUCAGUGGAAGGACGGCUGCGUCUGAUCAAGGCAUUAUUGAAUGGGUUCGGAACUUUCAAGAAUCAAGUGAAAUCUCUGCAAUAGCAGAUAGGAGAAUGACCAGCGGCUUUACCCCACGAGGCAUGAAGGAAUUGUUGCGCUUGGCAUCGCGGUGCGUGAACCCGGCAAGCGAGGAUCGUCCGUCGAUGAGCCUGGUGGAAGCCGAGAUACACCGGAUACGCGAGCAGGAGAUCAGGAGGACGACAGCCAUGCCAGUGGGCGACACAACUGUGACCCUAGGCAGCCAGCUCUUCACAUCACCAAGAUGA
Triticum turgidum subsp. durum (durum wheat) is the source of this 1128-nucleotide messenger RNA. Lineage: Eukaryota; Viridiplantae; Streptophyta; Magnoliopsida; Poales; Poaceae. The record is from the annotation of a GenBank genome assembly.